AUGUUGAAACAAGUCGUUGGCGGAGGUGUAAGAAAAAUCGGUAGUCAACCUCGACUCUUUCCUGUCCUAUAUCGCAGUCUUUCAGCCAAAGCCAAUAGUGGGGCUUCUUCUCAAGAGGCCGUAGAACCAAUUGUGCUGAAGGACAAAACUAAGCCGCUACGUAUCGAAAGAGAACUUCCAGACCCCACAAAGGACAGAGUGAAAAACCGUGUACAAUUGGGGCUUUUUGCCGUGGCCAUCGGUGUGUCGUUGGCAUGCAUCUUCAACUACGAAAAAACGCAGUCUCCCAUCGUUUCCAAUUCGCUGUACCACAUGCGUAGAUCACAGGCUAUAAGAGAUCUGUUGGGAGACAGCAUUGAUUUCGAUGGUCUGGUGCCUUGGGUUUUCGGAGACUUGAACCAGGUUGCCGGAAAGGUCAACAUCUCGUUCUACAUCAAGGGCUCUAAAAACGUACAGGGAGUUGUCAAAUUGGUAGCGGACAGAGAAAACAAGCACCAAGAAUUUUUGAUCCACGACUGGAGCGUGACGGUGGGCGAGAAGAAAAUUGACCUCUUAAGCGAGGAAGGAACUAGAAGCUUGUAA
Lachancea lanzarotensis is the source of this 582-nucleotide messenger RNA. It is a transcript of the gene COA1, whose product is annotated as LALA0S01e18712g1_1. The record is from RefSeq and is a predicted model, not a curated record. The transcript has a single exon. Gene Ontology annotation, biological process: mitochondrial respiratory chain complex IV assembly. Gene Ontology annotation, cellular component: mitochondrial inner membrane. NCBI's taxonomy places the organism in Eukaryota, Fungi, Ascomycota, Saccharomycetes, Saccharomycetales, Saccharomycetaceae. The coding region runs from base 1 to 582 and encodes 193 amino acids.